Pocillopora meandrina is the source of this 7825-nucleotide messenger RNA. Lineage: Eukaryota; Metazoa; Cnidaria; Anthozoa; Scleractinia; Pocilloporidae. The record is from the annotation of a GenBank genome assembly.
GUUUCCUUUAUGGGAUCUAAGGACAAAGGUAUCGUUUAUUGCAAUCUUUCAGUAUGGACGACCACUGGAAUGCUUCGGUGGCCUCAGUGCCUUCCGCUUGCGUGAUUCAUUAAGGUUUAGUAAGAGAUGUUUUCUUUCCUGUUCGUGAGGCCAAUACCAGAGGAAAUUGUAAUAGGACUUAGUAUUCAACACAAGUUUCAGCGUAAUGCUGUUCAAUUUACAAGGAAUUAAGCAAAAGGUUUGUUGAGUAUAGUUCAAAUGCUUAUACUGGAAGUUCUAUCUAAAAUUAUAAGUUUAGAACAGACAACUGCACUGGUAUCGCUCUGAUUUCAAAAGAGACUCAAUAUUUGUGCUGUUUUGUAUUUUGAAAUGCCGCGAAUUGUUUUUGGAAACAAAGAUACAGACACCAAACCGCUCCUUAUACUUUCUUAUCUCAAGAACGUCGACUCUGAGCACGACGAUAUUGGCUGUAUCGAGAAAAAAUUGCGCGUGAUCGAACAAUUUGAAUUUAAGUGAGGGGUCAACUAAGGUUACAACUGAGCUUUGAAGCGAAAAUUUUAAGACCACAAAGUUAAGGAAAUAUUUUCAAUUAACCUGUUGCCACCGCAACAAGCUACAUUUCAUAACUAUUUGACUUAAAUUUCGUCACAGAAUUUCCGCGCUAGCUGACAAAACUCAAGAUAGGUGGUUUUGUGUGACUAAAGCCAGGCCAUUUAGGGGUAAUUAAUCACGCACACUGAGUUUGAGGGCAUUGUUUAAAAUUACGUGCCUUCUGCUGAAUGACGUCAAAGAGAUAUUAUUAAAGUUCUUCGCGCUCAGAACGUAUAUAAAGGAACCUUCAGCUCUUCAAGUUCACAAUCGAUGCAUCCAUAGAUUGGAAAAACAGUAAGGUACGCUUGGAUUAAAGUAAAAAAGUGAGGUAAGGUAACGAAAUAUGCUAACUUGUUUGCUAUUUAGUGUAAAGUUUAAUUUUAAACGAAUUGAGUCGUCUUUGUCCGGGGAUGAAAUUUUGAUAUCUAUUUAUGAGCCCAACCUUUUAGCGUAAAGUUAUGUCGGAAUAUUGAAACAAUAGUAAAACUAUUGAUCAAGUCUUCGUAACGAUUGCAAUGAGAAUUUUAUACAAAGGUAGUAACGAAAGGCGAAGUCAGUAACGUAAGAAAUGGUUUUGAAAGAAGCCUCCAGGAAGGUGUUAAUUGGGUACGUAGAUUUGAUAAGUUUGAAGACUGUUAUCUUUGAGCAGUAUCUUUAAGACAGAAUUUCAUGGUUGUUAGGCUGCUGAUGUAAACAGUUAAAGUCAGGGACGUGGAAGUUUUCAAACUGGCGAUUGAUGAGUCAUAUCCGCUUUGCUCCACCUAACAGUGUGAGCGUUACGCGUGGGCGGAUUUUCCACGCGAAAAACGAACAAGUUUACGUGAUCCACGCGAGAUUUUCUUUUCUGUAUUGUUUUCUGCGAUGGAAACGUAUAAAUUUUUGUAGACUCAAACUAUAAAGUGCUCAUUGGAACAUUUUUUGACUUUCAGCGUAAAAAAAUGAUUCUCAAGAAUGAAAUACAGGGUAAUAAAGUGCAAGAAACUGCAGCGUUAGUUCAAAGUUUGCAGGUAAAUUGAUUUGAUUAUGUACAACGUGUCAUGGGAAAUGUCAUGGGAAAUGAUGUCAGUGGAUUACAAUUACAAUUACUUUUUUCAAAGGUUACUUAUGGUUUUGUUCUUGACUUGUUUUGUUUUUUGUAUUUUUUUUUGUGAUCGUAUUUUUAGAGUAGAUUCCGUGACUGGUAUUGUUAUGCAAGACUACUGCGUAAAUUCACCUUUGAAAACAAAAUGCAUUGAUUUUUGCCCACUUUAAAAUAGGGUCUUGUGUGCAUUGUAAUUACUGAAGAAUGUGCCCACCAAGAAAAAAGAGUGCAGAUCGUUUGAACUCUUAACCUACUUAGAAUUGGAGAAAUGAAGACAGGUUAUUUUUCAAAGCAACAGACUCACUAAAUUUUCAUUCAUUUCACUAGGCCUCUCCAAGAUCAUGUAUAGCAGUGAAAAUCGAUGUUUUAAGAGCCAGAAACGUAACUCAAGGAUGGUACGACUGGAGUGAGUAUAACUUUACUCAUUAAAACACAGCUCUACAGCAAAAAUAUCACGAAAGACAGACAAAAAACUAAACUAAAAACAAAAAAAGGAGUGUUAACAAAAUAAUUAUUGGUCUUCUUUGUAAGUUCUCUUUUUUGAGAUAUUUUUAUCAAGUUUAUGCAAACGGCAAUCGGCACUGGGCUUAUGAGCCUGUGCAAACCAAAGUGUACUUGUUACCUCGCUGGUUAUACCUGCUAAAUUUUUUUCGUUUUAUUUACUUAUCGCUCUUUUUUUGCUUUGCAUUACAGUCGAUACACCAGAUCCGUAUUUGAUGAUGAGAAUCCCUUCGUCAGCUGAAAUUGUCAAAAGAACAAAAUGCGUUUCAAACAACAAGAACCCUGAGUGGAAAGAGGAACCAUUUGUCUUUCAUAUUGAUCCUGAAGAAAACAAUGUUCUAGGUUUGUGAAUAGAAUAAAUAGAUAGAUAAAUAGAUAAAUAGAUAAAUAUAAGUAUUUAACUAGACAAUCAAAAGAAAAUUAUUGUCAAUGGCUCUUCUUGUAUUCGGUUGCAAAAGUGUCAUCACUUUUCUUGGCCCAAUUACUCCUUCACCGACAGGUUUCUGAUUCCAACUCGAUCUUAAUCUAAACUGCUCUGUAGCAUUCUAUUUUUUUUUUCUUCAUUUCAGAGCUUACCUUAUGGGAUGAAGAUUACAAUGCUGAUGAUCAAAUAGGUAGUGCAGUCUGCUUGCCGCUUAAUAGUUUACAGCUGGGAAAACCGGAGCAAAGAACUCUAAAAUUUGGAGAGGUAAGAAUUUGUUUAAACUGAAUCUAUUUCCCCAUGGAGAAUUUGUAGCAGACUCUGUUCUAAUGUAAAAGUUACCUUCUUAAUCGACAUUUGAAGACACGUCAAGAGCUUUGAACGUUUUCUUCAUCAAAUAAUAUUUCCGCAUAUUUUCGUCUUUGUAGUAUUCUGAAGUCGACAUUAUCCUGGAGGCAUCCACAGUGUAAGUAUUGAAAAUCUAUAGUUACAAGUCAGAAUUUAUUUUGUAGAUCUGCCGCGUCUCAUUUGAUCAGUCACACACUUACCUUUUUCUUAUAAAAACCCUUUCCUAAUAAUUUCGUUUCAGAUCUGGAGAGUAUGCCGAUCUUCGUUACAGUUCAGAACUUUGCGAUGAAGAGAAAGAAUUCAGAGAAAAGAGAAAAGCUAUCGUAUUUGAGGCCAUGAAAAGAUUGUUGGGAGAACAAGGGCCACAAAACAUGGAUGAGGUAGGAGAAAAACUGAGUUAUUAGCAAUCAUUUUUUAUGUAUAAAGAAAAUUAGUAGCCAUAUUACCGGGUGUGCGUGAAAAUGGGAGAAUAAUAUGACUUCAACAGGACAUAUAAUUAUCAUUUUGCCUGAUGAUAUUUCCCCAUCCAACCGGAAGUAGCUGUACACAUCCAAAUUAAAAGAGACGUUAUAGGACAGUAUUGCAGUCUAUAAGUAGAAAUCGUUCUUCAUUACCUUUGCUAAUUCACUAGAAAUGUCACCAUAUUUUGGCAAAAAUUAGGAAACUGUAGAGGGUUUCCUUGUUCUGAUCAUCUCAAUUCCUUACCAGGUUCCUACAAUAGCCGUCCUUGGCUCAGGGGGUGGUUUCCGAGCCACGACAGGCUUCAGCGCGGCUUGUCGCGCCCUUGAUGAAAUGGAUCUUUUAGAUUCCAUCACUUAUUUAACCGGUUUAUCCGGUUCAGCUUGGUAAGUAAGCGAGUUUUUCCAUUCAAAUCAUAAGGAAUAUUUGAAAGGUCUGAUUAAAAUUUUUUUCCCCGAAUUUUCAGGGGUUUAUCGUUGUUAUACUCUCAAACAGCGGGAGAGAAAAUUGACUCCAUGGAGACCCAGAAGAAUGUCAGAGAACAACUACAGUGGGGACCCAUGUGGUUACUUACUCCCCGGAGGGUGAUGCAAUAUGUAGGAGAUAUCACCGAAAAAUGGAAGAAAGGACAGCCUGUUAGUCUCACAGACUUUUAUGGCCAUUGUGUCGGAGAAAGCCUUUUAGGACCUGUAAGUUCAAAUUGAGCAACGGUUACUUAAUUGAUUGUGUGUUGUGUUUGAGCAGUUCUUCUUGAAGGGUAGAUGAUCUACUCGAUGGGUUUGAAAAGCAAACGGGAACCCGAAAAAAGAAACAAAUUUUAUCACGUUAAGAGCUACGAUUAACUUUAACAUUAAGAGCUAUGAUUAACUUUUUGGAAAGCGUUUGUCGAAGUUAAAUUGUCUUAAAUGGCACUUCUACUUGUUAUUUCCAUUGAUGAUAUGGUAACCUUCACUUCCUUGCUAUUUUAAGAUGCGUCUUUAUCUGUGAUAUUCAAGUAAAUAUAUUUGUUUAAUUGUUCCACAGAAAAAGAACUCUGUAAAACUAAGUGAUCAACAAGAGAAGGUUGUAAAUGGAGCAGUUCCCAUGCCAAUAUAUACUGCUCUUAACUCGAAAAGAGAUGUAUCAGCACAGUCAUAUGCAGGUGUGAUAUUUUACCAUGCAAUAAGACAUUUAUCAACCUCGGAUGUACUCUAGAUUUUUUGUUUAUAAGUUUUUGUUUCUUUUUUCUUAGAAUGGGUGGAGUUUACCCCUUACGAGAUUGGAAUGGACAAGUAUGGCACCUUUAUGAAGACAGAACUUUUUGGAAGUAAAUUCUUUUGUGGGAAACUCAUCGAGAAGUUCCCUGAAUCUCCGCUUUAUUAUUUGCAAGGUAUGGCGGGUGGAGGAACACAUUCUCUGACAGUUUUUGGGUUAAAAGUUAACUCAGCAUUUCGUGAACCGGUCAUUGAUUGACAAUCAUGCCAAUCACAAAAGGCCACACCCUACGAAGACCUCACAUAGACAGCAUGUUACUGUGUUGUCCGCGGAAUGUAAAACACAAUGUGCGAGGCGUAAGUUCGGAGAGAAAUAAGUUAGAAGAUGGAAUGAAACAAGGAAAUGAAGCUUUAGGUGUAUUAAUUGAUUUCAACAUGCAGUGAUUUUAUUUAAAGUUGUUUAUUGUGUUUAGGAAUCUGGGGAAGUUUUUACGCAAUCCUGCUGCAGAGAGUUCUGAACCAAGAAAAGCAGAUAAAUACGGAACAAGAUAACGAGAAACAUCUAUUAGGUAAAUUAUGGAUGACUGACUUCACGGCCCUCAAAAGAAUACCACUUAACCGCCUCUUAUCCGGUUUUACGCUUUACCAUUGCGGUGGAUUGCACAAUGUGUUUUGUGAAUACUUAUCCUCUUGAUAACGAUUUAUCCAUUGCAUAGCGUUAUCCACCCUUUGAUAAGCUGAACCCAGGCAUGUAUAAGAUCAAGUAGCAUUUUUUAAGUCUUUUUUAGAGUAAGAAAAGGUUAGCUACAGGGAGUGAUAUCCGUACGGAGAGUAACACUUUGUUUGUUUUUGACAGAGCGACAGUUUCUUUCUGAAAAGAACAACAAAAACGAUGAUGAUGAUGACCAUAGUGAUGAUGAUGUCGAUAAAGGCGUCGGUGACGUUGGGGGGAAAAGAAACAAAAUUGAUGUUGGAAGUUCUCUGAUUGCCAAACUACAAAAAGACGUUGAAGCAGAUGAAGAACUCCACAAGUUGGAAGGCAAAGCGACAAAAAACCAGAAAAAGGAGAAGAAAGAGUUCCGUAGAAAAGUGAUAGAUUAUGUACUUGAGAAGUUACCAGGUCUCCAAACUCGGUCAAAAAGAGCAGGGCUGGUCCAUAACUUUCUUCGAGGCCUGGGGCUUAAUGGAACUAAAGGUAUUUAUCUGUACUGUAAAAAGCUUCAUCAUUAUUAUGGUUAAUCAAUUAAUUUAGGGUUGAUUAAUUAAAAUGAAAAGAAAAGUAGAACGCUGAGAAACGCAGAAACGCUCAUAUCAACCGCACUUUUAAUACAAUGAAAUGCAUACUACCCGUACUUCAGUUGUGCUUCAAACGAAAUGAGACACAUUUUGAUUUCUCAUAUGCGCAACUGUUGUCUGUAGAAAAGCUAUUGUUGUCUAUUUCUUGGAAGCUUGGUUUCAGUGCGCAUUUCCAAUGUUGAACUUGUAAUGUUCUAUGACCGCUUUGACCUGAUUAAAAAAACUUCAUUUUAGUCCUUAGUUUUGUUAAGUUUCUAAGAAAAGCCCAACACAAAUGCGUUUGUUUUUCCAGAGUACGCAGACGGAGCAGCAACACAGUGUCUCUUUGGAAAAGAUAACUUGAAGAGAAAACGAAUGGAACUCAUCGAUGCAGGACUGAUGUUUAAUUCACCCUACCCACCCCUUCUGAGGAAACAGAGGUCCGUUGAUCUUAUUCUGUCAUUUGAUUUCAGCGCCAGAGAGUCUGACGAGGAAAGGCCAUUUAAGGUAAAGAAAAAAAUGUCUCUCUUUGUACUUAAGGUGCGUGUGUCCAGUCAUAGAUAUUGGCCAUCUCCACUGGGAUCGUCAUAUUACCGAUUAAGAACUGCAUUCUCAGUGCAUACUGUUCGAACUUGCCUGUCAUUAGAAAAUCUGUUUUGAAUCGUAGUUGCAAACCUCUUAGCUUAGUUAAAAAUGUGUCCUGCUUCGUACUUGGCCAAAAGACGAAUAUCUUAUGCGUAAUGGCUUUUGUAGCUCUCUUGAAUUUCUACUAAAUUUAAGCAUUUCCUUCAUUUCCUCAGAAUAUCAAAUUAGCGGAAGACUGGGCUAAACGAAACGGGCUCCUUUUCCCGCCAAUUGACGCAGACGAACAGUUUGACAGAGACGGAUGGAAGGAAUGUUACGUGUUCAAAGAUCCUACAAACCCCGAGUGUCCAAUUAUACUUCACUUCGUCCUUGUAAACAAGACUUACAGAGACUUUGUGAGACCAGGUGAGAAACUCAAAUAAGUCGUUACUAGGUCACUUUUUUUCCCGUGCUGAAGGCAGUUUGCUUGAUUUUAUUUUGCGCCUUCAUCGGCUUCCUUUAAUGAUUUUCUCCGCCUUCUGAUUGGUCAUUGUGAUAACUUUGGUUUUGGUCUUACUACUCUCAAUAAAAAUGCGCUCUAGAAUUUGAUGAGUAGGGGUAAAUCUUCCUGAGAUACAGAAGGCUCCGGAAUUUCUUAGAAAAAAAAGGCCCUCAGUACAUCUCUACUUAUUUAACUUUAUUAGCGUAAUUACAACGAAGUGAUAUUUUUUAUUUUGAAGAAAAAACCCUCAAUAUCAUUUUAUUAUAAUCUCCUUUCAAAGGAGUCCCUCGAACUACUAAGGAGGAACAGAAAGCUGGUGAUUUUCCAAUAUUCAACGAUCCCAACAAACGGUUCAGUACCUUUAACUUAAAGUAUUCGCACGACAUCUUUGAUCGGCUCAGUGGCUUAGUUGAGUUUAACACGGCAAUCAACGAACAGCUUAUAAAGGAUGCCAUGGUGGAAUGUGUGCAGAGAAAACAAACACUCAUCCAGUGACCUACCGAAGUCUCAAUGGAUCCCAGAUGUCUUGAGUGCGGUGCAAAGUCCCGGAUACUCAUGACGAAUUGGAGAGGAAUGGGGAUUACAUACCAGAAUUUUUUCUGCAUAGAGUCUUUCGUUAUUUUUUACAUUUCGUUGUCUGCAAAGAGUGGUGACCCAUCGUGGAGAUUUUAACUAUGUGUACUUAAUGCAAUCAGAGAGAGGCACGAUCUGCGUUGCUUGCAGAUUUUACAUGGGAAAUAAGAUGUAAGGAAGAAAUUGAAAAUGUCUAGUAACAUUUACAGUUCUUUAGAAAAAAAAGAGAAACUAAGUUUUCAUACAUUUGAUUUUACAACGGAUAACUCACUCAAUUAACAUGCGUUCACUAGUUAAAGUUUGUAAUCAAGAAAUUU